AUUGAAUUCCAAACCUUGCAAUAAACAUUUUGGAAAUACAACCUCCAACCUGCAACAAUGGUGCUGCUACCCAUCUUGCAUGUAACCCUCUUGCAAUUAACACUGGCCUCAUUUUCAGCAGCCAUUGAUCCAACACAAGGGUUCACCCAACUCCCAAUAAGCAACUCAAAUUUCCAGGUCCAAAAGCCUUACGAUGUUCCACAAAACCAGCGUUACACCUUCAUAGAUGGGGUUCAUAAAUUCUGGGUGUACUCCACCGACAAGCCUUUCGAACCAUCCAGCACCACCCUGCCACGAACCGAGAUUCGCAUUACGGGAUAUGAUUAUACAUCCGGUGUGUGGCAAUUUGAAGGGGACUUUUACGUGCCGAGUGGAACAAGCGGUGUGAGCAUCAUGCAAGUGUUCGGUGGAAGCUCCUCUGCCACAACGUUGCAGCUUAGGGUGUAUGAUGGUUCUCUUAAGGCUUAUAGGGAUCCUGUUGUGCAGAACAACAUCUAUGAUAGAUGGUUCAGGCUGAAUGUGAUUCAUGAUGUUGGUGCCAACAACGUCAAGGUUUACAUUGAUGGGAAUCUCAAUUUUGAUGGUGAUGGUCGUGGACCCGGUACUUUCUACUUCAAGUUUGGGGUUUAUACUCAGAAUGAUCCUUCCAACUAUAUGGAAUCUCGUUGGAGGGAUAUUAAACUCUUUAGAAAGCAGUAAUAGUACUUGCAUUUUAAUUUGGUGUAUACAUUGAAUAAGAAACAAGAACUACUUGUUAUAUAUAUGUUACCCGCUUUGACUAAUAAAUAAUAUAUUAUAUUAUGUAA
This is a messenger RNA of Arachis duranensis, 806 nucleotides long. RefSeq names its product citrate-binding protein. The record is from RefSeq and is a predicted model, not a curated record. NCBI's taxonomy places the organism in Eukaryota, Viridiplantae, Streptophyta, Magnoliopsida, Fabales, Fabaceae. Bases 58 to 699 code for a protein of 213 amino acids. The transcript has 2 exons.